AUAAAAACACCCACCAAUACAAAUCUAUUUUUGUUUUUAUUUAUAUUCUCCAAACUGCAAAAAUCAAUGAUUUAAUGCUUCAACGAAUAAAAUAUAAAUAUUUUCAGGAAAAUACAUCUAUUUUCAUUGGGAAAUGGGUACCGAGAAGCUCGAUAUAAUUUAUAUCAACGAUAAAUAUGGAAUAGAGCAUUCCUUGUUGAUACCAUAUGAAGAUUCACUGGAGGAAUUGGCCCAUAUUUUGAUUUUAAAAUACAAUCUGCCUAUAUAUGUUGAAAAAGAAUUGACACAUCACUUAAAAGAUUUUAUUGAAGAACAAACUAAAGAGUAUUAUGAAGAACUUACAACAACUUUUAUUAAUAAAGCUAGAAAAAAGGAGUUAGACUUGGAAGAAAUUACUAAAGAAUGGGAAAAAACUAUGAAAGAGGAAAUGGUAGAAUUUGGUGAAAAACGUUGUGCAUCAGAUGAAGAGCUUUUUGCUACAGCAUAUCACAAACUGGUACAUUCCCCAGCAUUGGAAACAAUGUUGCAAUUUGAACAUGUUUAUGCAAAAGCUGUUCGACAAAAGACAGAAGAGAAAAAUCAACAAAUUAAAAAAUUAUCAGAUAGACAAAGUGAAGAAAUGAAUAAAGCACUUGACAGAUUAGAGCAAGAUAUGACAGAAUCUGAAAUUAAUGAUCUUGUAGCAAGACACUAUGAGACACAUUCAUUUCUCCAAGGUCAAUUAACCAGUGAGCUAGAUACAAUGAAAGAAGCACAGAGGAGGAAAUAUAGAGAAUGGAUUAUGCAGAUGCUUGAACAGAAUCAGGCUAAUUCAUCUUUACCUACGCCAAGUUCUCCAGUAGAUCCUGUUCCCAUAAAGGACCUACCAACUACAAUCUGCAAUAAUCUAAGCAGGGAUUCUGUAAAUUCUCCAAUUUUAGAAGAGAGCUUUACAAUUCAUUUGGGAUCUCAACUGAAACAGAUGCAUAAUAUUCGAAUUUUAUCUGCCAAUGUUAUGGAUCUAUGCUCUAUUGAAGAUAAUGAGGAGAUGUCAGAACCCACACCUCAAAUACUCCAAACAGCUUUAGGUCUUUAUUCGAACGACCUUACCGGCCUAGUAUUAAUGACAGACAACAAAAUCGGGUCGAGAUUAUCCCAAGAUUUUCAGGAAAUGUGUCAAAAUACAACUGAAUUUCAUUUUCCGCACAUAGAAGAACAAUUGAAUAAAAUAUCUAACGUAGCGAAUAAAUAUUUAAAAAAUCUUCCUGCAGAUUCAACCCGAAAUGUUAACAGCGAGCUGUUGCAACCUGGGGAUUUUUAUAUAACCAGACAUUCCAAUUUGGCCCAAGUGCACGUAAUAUUUCAUAUGGUUACUGAUGACAGCUUAAGGGGGAAUGAUAUCAAUAGCAGGCAUCCCGUGGUGUUGGGAUUGAGGCAUAUUUUAAAAACAGCAUGUUCUAAUGAUGUUACUUCACUGACCAUUCCAUUAUUAUUACAGUAUGAUAUGACAGAUGAAAUGACCACAAUUUGGUGUGAAAAACGAGCAGAGUUGGUCUUCAAAUGUGUAAAAGGAUUUAUGAUAGAAAUGGCGUCCUGGGGUGGAUCUGAACUUAAGAAUCUCCAAUUUAUGUUGCCAGAGGGUAUUUCCCAUGCAGUCUUUACGUCAAUGACCGAAAUGUUACCAAGGAUUUUCAAAGUGUGCAACCCCAAAAUAUUAAAAUAAAUCUAGUGUGAUUUAUUUAAACUGAUCAACGUGUCGCCAAUUUUAUAAUAUUAAUUAAAUAAUGGACCAUUAAGUUCAAGCGUGACAUUUAUUUCGAUGCUUCUCUAAUUUUUUGAUCCCUCUUUUGUAUAUUUAUCUUUGCUUUCAAAAUAAACUUCAGUUUCUGCAAA
Molecule: messenger RNA, 1872 nt
Organism: Anthonomus grandis grandis
Lineage: Eukaryota; Metazoa; Arthropoda; Insecta; Coleoptera; Curculionidae
Product: protein C12orf4 homolog
Exons: 8
Coding region: 134-1702 (522 amino acids)
Cellular component (GO): cytoplasm
Source: RefSeq, a predicted model, not a curated record